AGCUGCCGGCUCGGCGUCGCACCGCGCCUGGCUAUAAACCCCCGCCCCCUCCCCACCGCGGCACGGCACGGGCUAGGCAGCCAGAAACCACCAGGCGUCACAGUCUCACACCCGAGAUAUUCUCCCUCGCCCGCUCGACACGUCCGCGAGGCAGAAAAAGGAAGAGAGGAGUCGAGGAUGAGCACCAUGGCCAUGGCGUCCUCGUCGCUGAACCCGAACGCGCCGCUGUUCAUCCCGGCGGCGUACCGGCAGGUGGAGGACUUCUCGCCCGAGUGGUGGGAGCUCGUCAAGACCACCGCCUGGUUCCGCGACCACUGGUUCCGCCAGCACCAGCUCUACGAAGAGGAGUACGCCGCCGCCGACGACGUCGACGUCGCUGCGCUCCUCCCCGACGACUCCCUCGACCUCCUCGACAUGGUCGACACCGACGACCUCUUCUACACACCCGACCACCACACCAAACCAGCACCCGGGUUCGACGACCUCGACGUGCUCAGGAUGCUGAGCCUCAACUCCCCGGGGGCCGUCGGCGCGCCGUCGCCGCGUGCUCAGCCGUGGCACGCUGACAAGCCGGCGCAGCACGUCGGCGCCAAGGGCGGCGCCCGCCGCGUCAUCCACCAGCCUCGCUAGAGCCCUCAUCGCGACCGACGACGAUGGCUGCUGCCGCUUCUGUCUAGUGUAACCUUCGAGUCUAGUAUCUUCCUGUGUAUACAACUAAAAAACAGAGGGGAGAAUCAAUCUAGGCGUCUAGUGCUCUCCUCGUAGCUUCCUGUGUUCAGUUCAGGUCGAUCGAGCCGUGUUAGAAAACAAAAAAAACAAAAAAAAAUUCAAGCAAAAAAACUGGAGUAACGUAGAAUCAUGUACUACUACUCUACUCCUCCCUUUGUUCAUGUUGGAUAUAAGAUGGCAAGCAGUCUAAUGUUAGAACUCAAACCAGAUGCUUCUUCCUAAA
Molecule: messenger RNA, 952 nt
Organism: Phragmites australis (common reed)
Lineage: Eukaryota; Viridiplantae; Streptophyta; Magnoliopsida; Poales; Poaceae
Product: protein EARLY RESPONSIVE TO DEHYDRATION 15-like
Exons: 2
Coding region: 178-630 (150 amino acids)
Source: RefSeq, a predicted model, not a curated record